AUGAUAUUCGGCAAUAGUAUUGACAAGUAUAAAGUACUACCCAAUUUAAGGUUGCGAAAACAUCUUGGAUCAAGCAAAGGGUCACGAAGAGGAAAUACUGGCAAUCAUCUAGAGCUACAAGUGCUAACACAAAUCCAACACGUACCUUGAAUCAGACGUUCUGCAGCGAUUCUAACCAAACCUAGUGCAUAUUAUUCAUUUCAUUAGUAUUUUUUGGUGUUUCGGGAUAUUUACUAAAUUAACGACAAAAAAAAAUCAGCAAAAAUGGUUCAACGUGAAAAAUGUAGCCAAUUUGAUGCAUCAAAUGCCAACCAUGGAGCAGACUCAUCAUCAAAGCGAAUGGCUUUUCAGGCACCGCAGAAGCAUGUCGCUGCCACAAAAGCAUCAUCGUCGUCUUCUUCUUCUUUCAAGAACAACCUUAAUUCGGAUAGGAGCAAAAAUUCAAAUUGGGGCCCAUUCAAAGACCGAAACGACUUCGUGAAUAUGCAUUUUUGCUGAAACAUUAAAUCUACAAAAAAAAACAAAUUUCAUUAUAUUUCGAUAUAACUAACAUUUCAAUUAAAGAGAAUUCAUCAUUUCAAAAUGAUCAUAGAA
Messenger RNA from Contarinia nasturtii (swede midge), 594 nucleotides. RefSeq lists its product as uncharacterized. The record is from RefSeq and is a predicted model, not a curated record. The transcript is spliced from 2 exons. NCBI's taxonomy places the organism in Eukaryota, Metazoa, Arthropoda, Insecta, Diptera, Cecidomyiidae. The coding region runs from base 1 to 150 and encodes 49 amino acids.